Rhinolophus ferrumequinum (greater horseshoe bat) is the source of this 1050-nucleotide messenger RNA. RefSeq names its product protein SET-like. The record is from RefSeq and is a predicted model, not a curated record. The transcript has a single exon. Gene Ontology annotation, biological process: nucleosome assembly. Gene Ontology annotation, cellular component: nucleus; chromatin. NCBI's taxonomy places the organism in Eukaryota, Metazoa, Chordata, Mammalia, Chiroptera, Rhinolophidae. The coding region runs from base 31 to 897 and encodes 288 amino acids. Gene Ontology annotation, molecular function: histone binding; chromatin binding.
UGGGUCUCGUUCUCUGGCUUUCCUCACAGUAUGGCCCCCAAACGCCAGUCUUCACUCCCACCUCAAACGAAGAAACCAAGACUGCCUCCUGCCCCCAAGCUGGAGAAGACAGCGACCUCUCUGGACUUGCUGAAGGGAGAAAAAGAACAGCAAGAAGCAAUUGAACAUAUUGAUGAAGUACAAAAUGAAAUAGACAGACUUAAUGAACAAGCCAGUGAGGAGAUUUUGAAAGUAGAACAGAAAUAUAACAAACUCCGCCAACCAUUUUUUCAGAAGAGGUCCGAAUUGAUCGCCAAAAUCCCCAGUUUUGGGGUAACAACAUUUGUCAACCAUCCACAAGUGUCUGCACUGCUUGGGGAAGAAGAUGAAGAAGCGCUGCAUUAUUUGACAAGAGUUGAAGUGACAGAAUUUGAAGAUAUAAAAUCAGGUUACAGAAUAGAUUUUUAUUUUGAUGAAAAUCCUUACUUCGAAAAUAAAGUUCUCUCCAAAGAAUUGCAUCUGAAUGAGAGUGGUGAUCCAUCUUCAAAGUCCACUGAAAUCGAAUGGAAAUCUGGAAAGGAUUUGAUGAAACGUUCAAGUCAAACACAGAAUAAAGCCCGCAGGAAGAGACAGCAUGAGGAACCAGAGAGCUUCUUUGCCUGGUGUACUGACCAUUCUGCUGCAGGUGCAGGUGAGUUAGGAGAAGUCAUCAAAGGUGAUAUUUGGCCAAAUCCACUACAGUACUACUUGGUGCCUGUCAUGGAUGACGAAGAAGGGGAAGGAGAAGAAGAUGAUGAAGAAGAAGAAGAAGAAGGGUUGGAAGAUAUUGAUGAAGAAGAGGAUGAGGAUGGAGGGGAAGAAGAUGAAGAUGAUGAUGAGGGGGAGGAAGGAGAGGAAGAUGAAGGAGAAGGUGACUAAUGGAACAUUGAUGGAUUCCAACCUUUUUUAAUUUUCUCCAGUCCCUGGGAGCAAGUUGCAGUCUUUUUUUUUUUUUCCUCUUGUGCUCAGUCGCCCUGUUUUUGAGGUCUCUUUUCUCUCCUUUACACCAUGGUUCUCACCUUAUUUGGGGGG